Messenger RNA from Eleginops maclovinus (Patagonian blennie), 9363 nucleotides. RefSeq names its product CDK5 regulatory subunit associated protein 2 (gene cdk5rap2). The transcript is spliced from 43 exons. Gene Ontology annotation, cellular component: centrosome; Golgi apparatus. NCBI's taxonomy places the organism in Eukaryota, Metazoa, Chordata, Actinopteri, Perciformes, Eleginopidae. The coding region runs from base 108 to 9041 and encodes 2977 amino acids. Gene Ontology annotation, biological process: centrosome cycle; regulation of Golgi organization; positive regulation of microtubule nucleation. The record is from RefSeq and is a predicted model, not a curated record. Gene Ontology annotation, molecular function: molecular adaptor activity.
GGGAAAUGGUAGAUGGCUAUUGCAUGGUUGGCGGUUUGAUGACUAUUAGGUCACUGGGCUGGCUCAUUUUAAGUGGGGGAAUCUGGAAUCUAAAGAUUUAAAGUGCCAUGAAGGAACCGUGUCGCAUAUGUGCCCUUCGUCUGGUGGGAAGCCAGUGUCGCUGGAUCUUCAGCCCAUCAGCACAGAGGAAGCUACAAGUCAUCUUGUCCCAUGUGCUGGGCUGGGAGGUGACUCGUGACGGCCGCGGGGAGUUCCUCUGUGGGAAAUGUGCGUUCCAGCUGGAGAAGGUGGUACAGUGCGAUGUUACCAUCAGCCAGCUGCAGGAGGAGCACAAUGUUCAGAUCCAGAAGCUGCAGGCGGAUAAAGACCACCUGAUCCAGUGCAUCAUCCACGUCUACAACAAAAACAACCAGGCCUGUGAGAGGGAUGUGGAGAGCACCAGCUGCAAGCAGACCUCCAGCAUGGGCAGUCCCGAUGAUGAGGCUGGGUUUCCGUUGGCCUCUGAAGGACAGCCUUUCAGGGAACGAGGAAGUAUUCACAUGGAGAAUCGCAUGAGAAGGUGUGUGAGUCUGGAUAUAAUUGUCAGUAAAGGGGCAUUACAAGCGCGAUCAAGCCUCAAGAGCAGCAGGAUGGGAUCAGCGAUGGGGCUCGAUGGCUCUAUAAAGACCCUCGGUCCACGAGUCACACACCACCAAUCACAGAACACGUACAUUGACGUCGUCCAACGCAAAGGUACACUGCCCAGACCUGGUGUCAAAGAUCGCUCCAAAUCCCUGCAGUCCCUCAACUUCUCCUUAGACUCCCCUUCAGACCCUCCCCACAAACUGAAACCCAGAGACCGCAAGGCGUUUGCUACCAGACGUGGUGCCCCUGAUGACCCCAGAGGAAAGGUUCAAGUCAGAGCGCUACACCGCAGUUCCUCAAGUCAGCCUUCCGUGAUCUCUGACCUAAUUCAGAUUCUGCGCUGCAUCUCCAAGCAACACUUCUCUGCCCCUGCAGGGAGCCACAUCCCCGUCCUGAAGAGGUUCAAUACAGGCCCUCUUAAAACCAGAGCCAAUGGCAGACACCGAGAGGCAGACUGGAAGUCUCUUGAUGAUCUUACAGAGGAAUUUGAUGAUAAAUACACUCCUGUCAGAGUCAUAGAGAGUGAGGUUAGGCGAGUGGAGUCCUACAAUAAGCUCCUGACUGAAAAGCUCACCCAGGCAAAAAGCACCUAUGAUGACCUGAGUAAAACACUGGAGGAAACCCAGAACCAGAACAAGGUUUUGUUAGGGAAGCUGGAGGAGAAGGACAAUGAUCUGAACUCUGAGAAGAAAAAUGCUCUAAAGCGAGACAAAACCAUCCAGGGAUUUACUCAGGUUCUGAAAGAAAAGGAAAAAGAGAUUGCAGAGCUGUGUCAUGAGAUUGAGGACAGGGACGAUGCUCUGGCCAAGGCUAGAGAAGCAGCACAUAAAGCCCAACUGCAGAAAUACCAGGGAGUAGAAGAGCACCAAAAUCUGUUAAUGACGAAGCAAACGGAACUCGCCCAACUCCAGGGGGAGCACCAUGCCAAGGUGCUUGAAGCCCAAAAGCUGCAGCGGGGCCUGGACAGGAAGGAGCAAGAGCUGGCUGACCUGCAGCAGGUAAAGGACCAGCUAGAGUUGGAACUGGAGGACCUGCAACAGCAGAAGAAGAAGGGGGACAAGGCUCUGAAUGAUCUGAACAAUCAGCUCAAAAAGCUGAGCGGUGAGAUCGGAGACAGAGAGAGUGCUCUGGAGCAGCAGUACCAGGAGCUGCUGGAUCAAACCAAAAGAAAAGUGCAUUCCCAUGAGGUCACCAUCCAGCGGCUCACAUCCUCUCUGGCUGAUAAAGAGCAGCAGCUACAGGAGAACAUAAACAUGGUCAGAGAUUUUGAACAAAGCAAAAGUCCAGGAGGAAACGACAAUGUGCUUUCCAAGCUGCGGCAAAGGUUGAAAGAAAAGGAGAGGGCUCUGGAGCAAGUGCUGGAUGAGAAGUUUGCUGCCAUAGAGGAAAAAGACAAUUACAUACACCAGCUGCAGCUAUCUCUCAGGGAGAAGGAGAGAGACCUGGAAAGACUCAACAACUUGCUGUCUCACAACGAGGAGACAAUCAAUAGUUUUGACAGUCUGAUCAAGGAGAAGGAUGUGGAGCUGCAACACCUUGCAAACACACUGAAGAACCUGCAGAGAGCAAAGCAGGAUGUAGAAGACAACUUGAACAGAUCACUGAGAGAGAAGGACUCCAUCAUCACUCAGCUGCAGCUUUUUUUGGAGGGCAAGACAAAGGAUAUGGAUGAAAUGGCCGAAUCCAUGCUGAGCCAAUCGCAGAGUAAUGUUCGUGACCUUGCUGAACAGAUGGGCCAGAGGUUAAAGGUCACAGAGGCGAUGUUGGCUGAGGCUGUGAAGGCCAGGGAAAGACUGGUCGCUGACAAUGAGAGUGCUGUGGAAGGACUGUUGGCUACAAUCAGCAGCAAGGACCAGCUGCUCAAGGAGUCUGCAGAGCACUACAACCGCAUGCUGUCUGAGCGCACUCAGGAGAUCCAGGAGCUGAGGAGGCACCUCACUGACAUGCAGCAGAAGCUUGCCACUGCUGAGAAGCACAGCUCCAUAGCAGCCCAGGAGAGACAUUUAGACACGGCAGGGCUCAGAGCCAUGCUCGCUGAGAAAGACAGCCUCAUCAGCAAGCUUCUACAGCGUGGUCAGGAGAUGGAUCAGUUUGUGGUAGAUUUGAGACAGAAGGAGGGGUCGGAACAUUUGCUGGAGCUCAGACAAACGAUCCAAAUCAUGCAGGAGAAGAUGGAUGAAAGGGAAGCUGAGCUGUCCAGGAGGAACAGUGAGGAUAAUAUGGAAAACAUUCUGCUCUCCAAGAACACAGUGGUGGUCCUGAAGAAGGAGCUGGCACAGAAAACUGAGGCACUGAAUAAAGCACUGAAGAGGGAGAACAAACUGAAGAUUUCUUUGGCAGAGCUAGAGUCAUCGCUGUCUGAGCUGGAGGGUCGUUAUGAAGGUCAGGCUGCUAAUGUCGAGUCCCUGACUUCAACUCUGAAGACCAAAGAUGAGAUUAUUGAUGCUCUCCACCAGCGCCUCGGGCAAAGAAGGGGCAAUCGGGCUAAUCAGACCCAGGAUCAGAUCGUUGGCUUGAGCAUGGAGAGAUCACUGCCUGGACUCCCUCAGAGAGAGAAGACCAUAAUUGGAGGAGAUAGCCAGCAAGAAGCAUUGCCUAGCCUUACAGCCUUGCAACAGGAGCAUGACUCUCUGAACAAAGCGCUGAGAGCUGAGCAGCAGCUCUACUCCAGCCUCGUCAAGACUGUAAAGGAGCAGGACAGCGCUCAGCGUCUCCAUGCUCUGCAGCUGGAGCUGACAGCAGUGCAGCUCCUCAGGCAGCAGCUGGAGGAGGGCAUCAAAACUAAUGAGGAGCUCGGGGACGAUCUGGAGAGGGAGAUACAGAGAGCCAAACUCAGAGAAGGUAUGGACUUGAUUGAUCCUAAUGAGCUGGAGAGCAUGAGACAUCAGCUUGAAGAUACUCAGCGCUGGAACGCCUCUCUGCAGGCUCGCCUAGGAGCCAUUCAGAACCGUGGAGGAGGGGUCGGAGGGGCCAAUGAUGGUGGGGAAACUUUGAGCUUCAUUGGAGAUCAGACUUCCUACAUGAGCAUCUGUGUGGGAGAGGAGCAUGAGGACAGCUUGUCUCAGCUCUCUGCACAAGAGCUCAAGCAGAAGGUGAUGGAGCUGCAGGAUUCAAGCAGCAGACUUCAGACUUUAAACAACGAGCUGCAGAACCGACUGUCAUUAUUGGAGAAGUCAGGCCAAGACGCCAAGGAAGACAAAGACGUGGCCAGCAGCAGCCCAUUGAAACAGCAGCCUGAGAAGACGCAUGAGAUGCAGCCUGAAGCUCGCAGUGACAGGACGCAUCUCUCCGGUCAGGAUCAACAGAGUCAGACAGACAUCAAAGUAGGACAGAUGUUGUCUGGAAAGCUGUUGGGAGAUAUUAGUCUAGACAGUGGCCUUGGCCAGAGUAGAGAGCAUGCUCAGUCUGGCAUCUCCACUUUGGACACUGAAGAGAGACACUGCAGGCAGAGUAACAUCGAUGUGACAGCACUUAAAUCCUUGCUGACUCAUUGUGGGGCUGCAUCAGUCUCACACCUCAGAGAGGAGCUGCUCAGACUUCGAUCAGAAAAUACAGAGCUGCGGGGUCUCCUUAAGGAACAGAAAUCUACCGAGAGUAAAGAGAAAGCGUGUACGGACGCCUCAGGGAACAGCAGUGACGGACAGGCUGAAUUGAGAAGGAGUCUGGAGAAUCUGCAUGCCGAGUCAGAAGGUCACCCUAAGGUCAUCAAUCUGUCAAAGGAGGAAGGAGGGAAGAAGUCCAACGAGGUGUCAGACAGGGAGACCCCUCUCACCCCUGAGCUAAUUGUCAGCAGCAGUGAGGGGAUGGAGAGUUCCCAAACUGAAGGCCAGACAUCUCACAGCAGGAGUGCAAAGCAUCAUGUUGCACGGCAUGUGGGAGGUGUCAAGUCUCGCCUGCCGGUCCCUGUGAGGCUGAGGGGGGAGGCUAGCAGCAGGCAGUCUGUGAGCUCUGACCAGCCUAAAAGUGAUUCACUUGAGCACCUUCAGUUGGAUGGUGUUAAUGCAUUUGACCAGCAACUGCAUGCAGAGUCUGACGCCCCCAUAUCACCCCAGCAAAGCAUUUCCCCUUCUUCCACGCUCGGAUACAAACAUCAUACCGGCAGUCCAGUGGGAUCAGACAAAGGCUCUGAAACAGGAGCGACACUGGAUCAUUCCAAGGCUGACACUGCUCUUUUCUCUCAGCUGGAGCUUCUAAACCAGGAAUGUCAAGAGAAAGAGACACUGAUCAACAAGCUAAGUGAGCAGCUAACGGAUUGGGAGGAGCUCCGCGCUCAGAUCCAGGAAAAGGACAGACUCAAUCGCCAGUACGUGGAGGCCUUACAGGCUGCAGAAUCCACCAUCUCCUACCUGACUGCCUGCAGUCUGGACAGCCAGGGAGGAUUUGGGUUGCACAACAGUCCUGCAAGUUCCGAUUCUACCCUUUACAGCAGAUGCAUUGAGCUGCAAAAAGCCCUGCAGGAGAAGGAGGAGCUCAACAAGCAGCUCAUAGAGCUGCUGAACAUGGCAGAGAAAGCCAUCAGCUCCACUGAUGGACAAGAACAGAUUCCAGAUAUCAGCGAUUUAUGUCUGAAAAUAGAGACAGCUUUGCAGCAGGGGAACACAUCUUCAAAUAGACCUAGCCUAAGAGGUGUUACUGGAGGCACCAAGGAAUCUAUGCAGGAGUUGCAACAACAAACAGACUCUUUGCAGAAGGCCCUGUGGCAGCAGAAUAGGCUUAAUGCUGAGCUGCAGGAAAAACUGAGAGCUGCAGAGGCGGCUGCUCAGCAUAGAUACAACAAUGACCAGGAUGGUAAAUGUCCAAGGCAGACAGCAACAGAACCUCUUCAGGAACAGCGGACAAGGGGUUCAGAUGUCAGUUUAGAUCAGGAGAUGACCAGGGUCCUGAUGAACUGCCUGAGUGCAGCAGAGGCUGCUGUUGCCUCUCUGGCAGCACACUGUACAAACAGCAGCUCCCUGUCUUCUGGUAGAUCAUCACAGACCAGCCCUGAACUGCAGAUUAAUUUAGACAAACUUCAGAGAGCACUGCGGGAGAGGAAGGAACUGGGAGAACCCAACCAGCUCUGUGUUAAUCAGUCCUCUGCUUCACCUGGAAAAAAGGGACAGCUCCACCCAGAGCUCCAUAGCAACCUCUGCCACCUCUAUGAGGUGUUCUGUGAUCACUGUCGGAGAAUCUCUGAACUGCAGGCCUCCAUAAAAGCAGAGAGAAGCCGUAAAGAGGACAGUGACGUCCACAGGAUGCUGUCGGACGCCAACAGUUUACCACCCAGUGUUCAAGUGCAGCUGGAGACUCUGCAUAAGGCGCUGAGGGAGAAGAAGAAGGCGUGCAAAAGCCUGGAGGAGAAACUGGCAACUGCUCUUACCCCCCCGGAAACUGCACGGAGAGCUCUGGAGCAGGAUGACAAAGGCGUGCAGGUGGAUUUGCAGGACCUGGGUUACGAAACCAGUGGCAAGAGUGAGAACGAUAGGGAAGAGAGCAGUAGCACAGAUCUAGAGGUUGGCGUACACCCCAGUUGCAGCGCCUCCAACCUGCCCUCCCCACACGAUCAGGCCACGUUUUCCUCCACUGAGAACCUGGACUCCACCUCCAGCACCCCGUACCCGAGUUCCCCCGCUCUCAGCUCUGCCAAGUUCAGUCUGAAGAGCCUGCAGGCCUAUGAUGACUACGGUGUUUCUAAGGACCCUCUGCAGCUCCAGGCACAAGUCAGAGAGCUAAAGUUCCAGCUGGAAAACCAGACCAAACUCAUCCUGCAAAUGCAAAGUCUUCUGCGUAGGAACUCUCUCUCCAGUGACCUAGUUCCCAGCCCCCCUGAUCCCUUGACCAACAGGGAUCAAGCAGGGAUACACAGAGAGGACAAGAGCCAACAUAUGGGCUACAGAAGUGGCCAGCUACGGGAGAAAAAGGAGGGUGAGAACCAGGCGAUGAAGGAUGAAACCACCCUUCUGAACACGGGACUGGACCGAGAGAGGACUCUGAACAGAAGCACCAAUGAACAGCAGCAGCAGUCCCGCAGCCGCUCCACCUCACCUGCAAGACUGGACUCCCUGGUGCAGUCGCAGGCCAGGGAGCUGUCCCAGCUGAGGCAGCAGAUUAAGGAGAGCCGCAGGCUGGGAGCCCUGCAGCGCCAGCAGCUGGACGAGCUGAGCAGGGCCUUCAAAGAGCUGCUGCAGGCCAGCGAGGUGGACUUCUACAAGGGGGAGGCGGUCAAAGAGCAGCUGGAGAAGAGCUUGAGCAUCCUGGACAGGCUGGAGGGACGACUGGACAAAGGAGAGUCUCAUCUGGAUAACGAGGACUUGGCGGCCCUUGAACUGUCUCGCAGGUUAGCGAAAGAGCUGCAGGACAAGAACCGUCAGAUCCAGAGUCUGCAGAGCCAGGUCAGAGGUCAAAGUCCCAGCAGCCACCACGGCUCUCAUUCUGACCUGUACCACUCAGACAGAACCUCCUCCUGCCACAGCAGCCCAACUACACUCAGUGGCAGUCGAGCCCAAAGCUUGAGGCAGCUCUCUGAUUGGACAGGAGCAGCUGUUGUAGGCGGAGCUCAGGAGGACGCUGUCAGCAGGCUGCAGGGCUUCCACAGGGAGAAUGUGCGACUGCAGAAUCAGCUGAGGGGCAGCGAGGAUCUCAACGCCACGCUGCGUAGCGAGCUGGAUAUACAUCGCUCCAUAAUGGCCAAGAGCAGCUCCCACCCCCAGGAACCGGAUCACAGCCGGGAGCAGGACGGGUCUGGACCGCAGGCGGAGACUCAUAAACCAGAAGAAGACAUGGGCUCACAGAGGGCCGCUGCUGAUCAGCCCUGCACCAUGAACUCAGACCUGCUGGCAGAACAUCUUCUGGAGAUCCGUGCACUGCGGCAGCGUCUAGAGGAGAGCAUCCGCACCAACGACCGCCUCAGGGAGCAGCUGGAGAAGAGACUGGCAGAGGUGGAGAAAGACCCAGCAGCCACCAACAUCUUCAUCCACGGCAACGAAGAGCAGGGUCAGCUUGCCAAUGAGGUGCGCUUCCUCUGGGGACAAAACCAAACCCUGAAAGAUCAGCUCAGCCUGGGGUCCCGAGACAAGCAGAAGGAGAAUGAGAAGCUUCGGGAGACUCUGGCCAGGCGGACGGCCAAACUGGAGCAGAGCAGGAGGGAGUGUGAAGCUCUCAGGCAGGAGAACAGCCGCCUGCAGGAGAGGCUGGAGCUCAGCAGCCAGGAAAUCUCCCAGCUGCAGGAGUCCCUGCACUACAGCAAGGAGGAGCUGCACAGGUUUCAGUGUGAAGUGAAGCUCCAGAGGCAGCAACUGUCUGACUCCCAGCACCUCCUUCAGUCCCUACGAGUGGAGCUGCAAGUUUACGAAAAGAUCAAGACUGAAGCUCAUGAACACAACGCUGAAUCCAGCGAGGCGCCCCAGGAGCCGGCCCCCUUCCCCUCCUCCGGCUCGGUGGACCUGAGCGAGCUGCUGCAGGAGAUCAGACACCUGCGUCUGCAGCUGGAGAGGAGCAUCCAGACCAACACCGCCCUGAGACAGAGACUGGAGGAGCAGCUGCUCCGAGGACCCAACCGCUCUGAAACCAUCAACAUCAACUACCUGCUGUCCUCCCCAGAUGAAGGCGGCAGGUCACCAGGUCGGGAAGGCUGCGAUCCUCUCCGUCACUCUUUUCAGAGUCACAACGAACACGCCAGUGCCCUCCAUGAAGAGAAACACCGCUCUCACUCGGAGGUGGAGGGGGGAUCGUUCAGCAGCAGCUCUGGGGAGAGUGCUACCGGCGCUCCCUCUCGCCUGGUGCCCGGCCACCGCAUGUGGGCCAAUCGUAACGGGCGGCAUAUUCUGGGUCUUAUUGAGGACUACAACGCCCUCCGUAAGCAGAUCUCAGAGGGGCGGAAGCUGUCGCGCAGCAUGAACGCACAACUGCAGGAGAGCCUGCACACACUCAACCAGCAGGACAACAAGGCGGCAGAACAGCAGCAUCUGAAGAGUUUCUGGGGCAGUGUGAACACCAUGCAGCAUGUGAUGGAGGAGGCUGGGCGGAUGCUCAAACUGGUGUGGAGAGUCUCUUUGCCAGCAGGGAGCACAGCAGGAGAGGGCGGCAACAACCAGCAGCAGGACGAGCUGCUGAAGAAUGAGAUCGCCAGACUGAAGAGCAGGCUGUCUCAGCAGGAAAGGAUGCUGAGCGGAGCGGUGAAACGCCUCCGGACCACCAACCAGCUCAAAGAGGGGAUGGAAAGAGUCAUCAUCGAUCAGUUGUAUCUAACCCACGGAGUGUUGAAGAAAGCCAGAGGAAAUCUAGAGACAAAUUACUGCUCCCUAAUUGGCCUGAAAGGCCUGUCUGGAGGACCAGACGGAGGAGGUCCCAGUCAAUGGCCAGUAGGGGGAGCUGCAGGCCGACACUCUGAGUCCUCAGAGGAGCACAGCAUUGACGCCUCGGUGCACUGCAGCUACUGAGUCUGCUUUCCCUGAUGCAGCUACUGUCCUGCCUCUGUCCUGCUGUCACCUUACACUCCCUAUAGCAAAGCCUUUUUGUACUUUACUUGCACAUAUGAUUGCCCUAUAAUUAGAUUUAUUUUAGGUACUGAAGUUGUAAAAUGUUCUUUUAAAAGAGGUAUCACCUUUGUAAAUAGUAAUCCCUGAAAGUGUAUUUUAUUACUGACUUAUCGUUUUUACCUUUUCUGUGUCUAUCGGUCAGUGUGUAUAGGAUGGUUCAAAACUACCGUGUGUUCAUGGAAUUAUGUGCAAAUGCAGUAAAGAGAAGAAUUGAAUGAUGAAA